Messenger RNA from Gigantopelta aegis, 1442 nucleotides. RefSeq names its product repetitive proline-rich cell wall protein 1-like. The record is from RefSeq and is a predicted model, not a curated record. NCBI's taxonomy places the organism in Eukaryota, Metazoa, Mollusca, Gastropoda, Neomphalida, Peltospiridae. The transcript is spliced from 7 exons.
AUGACGCAGUCUGAAGCCAUCUUGGACAAGACGUCUAACAAGCCCCAGUCUUACAAGCCCCAGUCUAACAAGCCCCAGUCUAACAAGCCCCAGUCUUACAAGCCCCAGUCUUACAAGCCCCAGUCUAACAAGCCCCAGUCUAACAAGCCCCAGUCUUACAAGCCCCAGUCUAACAAGCCCCAGUCUUACAAGCCCCAGUCUAACAAGCCCCAGUCUUACAAGCCCCACCCCAGUCUUACAAGCCCCAGUCUUAACAAGCCCCAGUCUAACAAGCCCCAGUCUUACAAGCCCCAGUCUAACAAGCCCUAGUCUUACAAGCCCCAGUCUAACAAGCCCCAGUCUAACAAGCCCCAGUCUUACAAGCCCCAGUCUUACAAGCCCCAUCUAACAAGCCCCAGUCUUACAAGCCCCAGUCUAACAAGCCCCAGUCUAACAAGCCCCAGUCUUACAAGCCCCAGUCUUACAAGCCCCAGUCUAACAAGCCCCAGUCUUACAAGCCCCAGUCUAACAAGCCCCAGUCUUACAAUCUUACAAGCCCCAGUCUUACAAGCCCCAGUUCUAACAAGCCCCAGUUCUAACAAGCCCCAGUCUUACAAGCCCCAGUCUAACAAGCCCCAGUCUUACAAGCCCCAGUCUAACAAGCCCCAGUCUAACAAGCCCCAGUCUUACAAGCCCCAGUCUAACAAGCCCCAGUCUAACAAGCCCCAGUCUUACAAGCCCCAUCUAACAAGCCCCCAUCUUAGUCUAACAAGCCCCAGUCUUACAAGCCCCAGUCUUACAAGCCCCAUCUACCAGUCUAACAAGCCCCAGUCUUACAAGCCCCAGUCUAACAAGCCUCAGUCUUACAAGCCCCAGUCUAACAAGCCCCAGUCUUACAAGCCCCAGUCUUACAAGCCCCAGUCUAACAAGCCCCAGUCUUACAAGCCCCAGUCUUACAAGCCCCAGUCUUACAAGCCCCAGUCUUACAAGCCCCAGUCUAACAAGCCCCAGUCUAACAAGCCCCAGUCUUACAAGCCCCAGUCUAACAAGCCCCAGUCUUACAAGCCCCAGUCUAACAAGCCCCAGUCUUACAAGCCCCAGUCUAACAAGCCCCAGUCUUACAAGCCCCAGUCUUACAAGCCCCAGUCUAACAAGCCCCAGUCUAACAAGCCCCAGUCUUACAAGCCCCAGUCUAACAAGCCCCAGUCUAACAAGCCCCAGUCUUACAAGCCCCAGUCUAACAAGCCCCAGUCUUACAAGCCCCAGUCUAACAAGCCCCAGUCUUACAAGCCCCAGUCUAACAAGCCCCAGUCUUACAAGCCCCAGUCUUACAAGUCCCAGUCUUAACAAGCCCCAGUUUAACAAGCCCCAGUCUAACCUGCAGAGAAAAACUCACAAACAACCAGCAAUUACAUAUACACAGUAUUAGUCUGGUGGCAACAUCAAUAAUCAUAAUAAUACCC